AAACGCUGUACAAGUUAUAUUAGAGCCGAAAUGCUAGAUGGGGUGGAUGUUAGUCAAAUUCAUGCCAGACUUUUUGACUUAACAUCUAAUUCUGAUCAUGAAUUCACACCAAUAAUGGAAAAUAAUAGGACACAAUAUGUAUGCAAAACAUAUCUAUUUCGGUUCUUUACAGCUUUAGGUGAUAUUAAAAGUUAUUUUUGUGAUACAUCAAAAUGGACAGAUAAAAUAUUAUGGUUAUCUGAUCUGCAAUUAACAUCAUAUUAUUAUUGGCAAAAUAUUAUUACUAAUAUUGAAAAUGGCAUUAUAAAUGCUGAAAAAAUUAUGAAAAAUACAAAAAAAAAUGAUGAUAAUGAUGAUUAA
Funneliformis caledonium is the source of this 360-nucleotide messenger RNA. NCBI's taxonomy places the organism in Eukaryota, Fungi, Glomeromycota, Glomeromycetes, Glomerales, Glomeraceae. The record is from the annotation of a GenBank genome assembly.